CGGCGGGAGGCGCUGCAGGGGACGCGGGGGAAGUGGCGGCGCCGGCCGCGGACAGCGCCGACUGCGCCCAGGGCUGGACCCGAGCUCUCGGAGGUUGAUUGACUUAUGUGCAAUUUGGGACACUGGAGUUUUCCUUCCCACUGUGGACUGGAGGGGAGCUUUGUCUAGUGUUGCAAGAAGGAGGCUGAAUGAAGCAGAGACGCUGAGCUCUGCCCGGAGCGCCCAGGGAGAGCGGCGGGAGGCGACCAGACCCCGUGGGCCGGGGCGCAGGGAGCAGGGCCGGGUGCUGAGGAUGGCCCAGCCGCCGCCGCCCCGGGCCCACGCAGCCCUCCUGCUCUGCCUCGUCAGCCUCGGCGGAGCCAUCGAGAUCCCCAUGGAUCCCAGCAUUCAGAGCGAGUUGUCUCAGCCCCCGACCAUCACCAAGCAGUCUGUGAAGGACCACAUCGUGGAUCCCCGGGACAACAUCCUGAUUGAGUGUGAAGCAAAGGGGAACCCCGCUCCCAGCUUCCACUGGACUCGAAACAGCAGGUUCUUCAACAUUGCCAAGGACCCGCGGGUGUCGAUGAGGAGGCGGUCUGGGACCCUCGUGAUCGACUUCCGCAGCGGGGGGCGUCCGGAGGAGUAUGAGGGGGAGUACCAGUGCUUCGCCCGCAACAAAUUCGGCACCGCCCUGUCCAAUCGGAUCCGCCUGCAGGUGUCCAAAUCUCCCCUGUGGCCCAAGGAAAACCUGGACCCCGUUGUGGUUCAAGAAGGCGCCCCCUUGACACUGCAGUGCAACCCCCCGCCUGGACUCCCGUCCCCGGUCAUUUUUUGGAUGAGCAGCUCCAUGGAGCCCAUCACCCAAGACAAGCGAGUCUCCCAAGGCCAUAACGGAGACCUGUAUUUCUCCAACGUCAUGCUGCAGGACAUGCAGACCGACUACAGCUGCAACGCCCGCUUCCACUUCACCCACACCAUCCAGCAGAAGAACCCCUUCACCCUCAAGGUCCUCACCACCCGAGGAGUUGCCGAGAGAACACCCAGCUUCAUGUAUCCCCAGGGCACCGCAAGCAGCCAGAUGGUGCUGCGUGGCAUGGACCUCCUGCUGGAGUGCAUCGCCUCUGGGGUCCCCACACCGGACAUCGCGUGGUACAAGAAAGGCGGGGACCUCCCAUCUGACAAGGCCAAGUUCGAGAACUUUAACAAGGCUCUGCGGAUCACCAACGUCUCCGAGGAAGACUCCGGGGAGUACUUCUGCCUGGCCUCCAACAGGAUGGGCAGCAUCCGGCACACGAUCUCGGUGAGAGUAAAGGCUGCUCCCUACUGGCUGGACGAACCCAAGAAUCUCAUCCUGGCUCCUGGCGAAGAUGGGAGACUGGUGUGUAGAGCCAAUGGGAACCCCAAGCCCACCGUCCAGUGGAUGGUGAAUGGGGAGCCUUUGCAGUCGGCGCCACCCAACCCAAACCGAGAGGUGGCCGGCGACACCAUCAUCUUCCGGGACACCCAGAUUAGCAGCAGGGCCGUGUACCAGUGCAACACCUCCAACGAGCACGGCUACCUGCUGGCCAACGCCUUCGUCAGCGUGCUGGAUGUGCCGCCUCGCAUGCUGUCUCCCCGGAACCAGCUCAUCCGGGUGAUCCUUUACAACCGGACACGGCUGGACUGCCCGUUCUUUGGGUCUCCCAUCCCCACACUCCGAUGGUUUAAGAACGGGCAGGGGAGCAACUUGGACGGCGGCAACUACCACGUCUACGAGAACGGCAGUCUGGAGAUCAGGAUGAUCCGCAAGGAGGACCAGGGCAUCUACACCUGCGUGGCCACCAACAUCCUGGGCAAGGCCGAGAACCAGGUCCGCCUGGAGGUCAAAGACCCCACCAGGAUCUUCCGGAUGCCCGAGGACCAGACGGCCAAGCGGGGCACCACCGUGCAGCUGGAGUGCCGGGUGAAGCACGACCCCUCCCUGAAGCUCACCGUCUCCUGGCUGAAGGACGACGAACCCCUCUACAUCGGGAACAGGAUGAAGAAGGAGGAUGACUCCCUGACCAUCUUCGGGGUGGCAGAGCGUGACCAGGGCAGCUACACGUGCGUGGCCAGCACCGAGCUGGACCAGGACCUCGCCAAGGCCUAUCUGACCGUGCUAGGUAACUGCCGCUGCCCGCCACCUGAGUCCAAUCCCACUGACGUGAAGGGAGAAGGGACCAGAAAGAACAACAUGGAGAUCACGUGGACGCCCAUGAACGCCACCUCCGCCUUUGGCCCCAACCUGCGCUACAUCGUCAAGUGGCGCCGGAGAGAGACCCGCGAGGCCUGGAACAACGUGACGGUGUGGGGCUCCCGCUACGUGGUGGGGCAGACCCCCGUCUACGUGCCCUACGAGAUCCGAGUCCAGGCCGAGAACGACUUUGGGAAGGGCCCCGAGCCAGAUACCGUCAUCGGUUACUCCGGAGAAGAUUAUCCCAGAGCUGCGCCCACUGACGUUAAAAUCCGAGUCCUGAACAGCACAGCCAUCGGCCUUCAGUGGAACCGAGUCUACUCCGACACGGUCCAGGGCCAGCUCAGGGAGUAUCGAGCCUACUACUGGAGGGAGAGCAGCUUGCUGAAGAACCUGUGGGUGUCUCAGAAGAGACAGCAAGCCAGCUUCCCCGGUGACCGGCCCCGUGGCACGGUGUCCCGCCUCUUCCCCUACAGUAACUACAAGCUGGAGAUGGUUGUGGUCAAUGGGAGAGGCGACGGGCCUCGCAGUGAGACCAAGGAGUUCACCACCCCGGAAGGAGUACCCAGUGCCCCCAGGCGUUUCCGAGUCCGGCAGCCCAACCUGGAGACAAUCAAUCUGGAAUGGGACCAUCCAGAGCACCCCAAUGGGAUCAUGAUCGGAUACACCCUCAAAUACGUGGCCUUCAACGGAACCAAACUAGGAAAGCAGAUAGUGGAAAACUUCUCCCCCAACCAGACCAAGUUCUCAGUGCAAAGGGCAGACCCUGUGUCACGAUAUCGCUUUACGCUCAGUGCCAGGACGCAGGUGGGCAACGGGGAGGCUGUCACAGAGGAGUCACCAGCAGCCCCCAACGAAGCUGCUCCAACCGCAGCUCCUCCCACGUUGCCCCCGACUACCGUGGGUGCAACGGGCGCUGUGGGCGGUACCGAUGCUACUGCCACUGCCGCCGCCACCGAAGCCACAACAGUCCCCAUCAUCCCAACUGUCGCACCUACCACCAUCGCCACCACCGUCGCCACAGCUACUACUACAACCACUGCCACCACCACCACCACGGAGAGUCCUCCCAUCACCACCACCACCGGGACUAAGAUACACGAAUCCGCCCCCGACGAGCAGUCCAUAUGGAACGUCACGGUGCUCCCCAACAGUAAAUGGGCCAACAUCACCUGGAAGCACAAUUUCGGGCCCGGAACUGACUUUGUGGUUGAGUACAUCGACAGCAACCAUACGAAAAAAACUGUCCCUGUUAAGGCUCAGGCCCAACACGUACAGCUAACAGACCUCUAUCCCGGGAUGACGUACACGUUGCGAGUCUAUUCCCGGGACAACGAGGGCAUCAGCAGUACCGUCAUCACCUUUAUGACCAGUACAGCUUACACCAACAACCAGGCGGACAUCGCCACCCAGGGCUGGUUCAUCGGGCUCAUGUGUGCCAUCGCCCUCCUGGUGCUCAUCCUGCUCAUUGUCUGCUUCAUCAAGAGGAGUCGAGGGGGCAAAUACCCAGUGCGAGAAAAGAAGGACGUGCCGCUCGGCCCUGAAGAUCCUAAGGAGGAGGAUGGCUCGUUCGACUACAGUGACGAGGACAACAAGCCGCUGCAAGGCAGCCAGACGUCCCUGGACGGCACCAUCAAGCAGCAGGAGAGUGACGACAGCCUGGUGGACUAUGGCGAGGGCGGCGAGGGCCAGUUCAACGAGGACGGCUCCUUCAUCGGCCAGUACACAGUCAAGAAGGACAAGGAGGAGACAGAGGGCAACGAGAGCUCCGAGGCCACGUCGCCCGUCAACGCCAUCUACUCUCUGGCCUAACGGAGCCCGCCUGGCGCAGCCACCACUUUGCAAGCAGGAGCAGGGGAGAGGGGAGACGAAGCCACUGCAAACCACCACAGAGCCACCGCCACCUCCAGGGACGAGGGUCCAGCACGCGGGUCUGCCAAGCUGUGAGGACCACCGAUCACCCAGCCAACUACAAGCCCCCGCCCCAUGACCCCGCACACCGGGGUCCCGCCUGUGCGGGAGAGCUAGAGCCCACCUGCACUCGCCCGAGGGGCCAGGUCCUGGCUCCGCCUCAGCCACCCGAGCCGCUUCCCGCGCUGGCCGCUGGCCGCCCUAGGCCUGCACACACACACUCCGUCUCUGUCGGUGUCACUCCUCCCCCUGUCUUUAUUUUUUGCUUCGUGCCUCUGCCCUCCAAGCACAUCGUCUCCAUAUUCUUUUCGUUUUGAAGAAGCGUCCCUGGGAAGAGAAGGAAGAGGUGGAUUCUCCCCCAGGAAUUUGCAAAGACAGGCCAAAAGGAUCGACCCGGGAACCACACACAGAAAAGCUGUAGUAUUCAAACCGCCGCCGGGCCAGCGUGUUUCCGAAGGAUGCCUUUCUCGCCAUAGGCCUCCCCAGCUCCACCCCUCGCCUCGGCCUGUCUGUCGCUGAGCUGGGCUUGGCUCCUUUCUGGAAAAUGACAGUAUUCUCGGCAGGGAGAGGGUGGGCAGGCCGCGGGCCUCUCGGCCCCGGCUCCUCCCCUGCCACUUCCUCUCGAGUGCCCAGGACGCGCUGCUCCGCUGCUCCAACUCCGAAGAAGAAGGGACCUGAGGAAGACGAGUGGGCACCGGCGGGAGGGACUUGGACUCCAGAGACCACGUACCUCAAGCUGAAGGAAUCAGGCGUCCGGUCGCUGGCGAGCUGUGCUCACCGCUGGAGAGAAAAACGAAUCUGGAUUGGAUCUCCUCGCUCCCUGCCAGUGAAACGACAGGGCGCGUCCAGCGUGGAGGGUGACCCCGCCGGGUCAGGGGGUCUACGCUGCUACCCUCAGGAGACUGUUACCCUGUGAUGCAAAAGUCUGGCUGGAAUAUGUGGGGUGCACGGUACUGCUCCCCUUUUCAUCUCCAGCAGAUAUCAUCUCCUCAGUCAAUCCUGUAUGACUCUGAAACUGGUGUUAAAUGUGGUGUGUGGACCGGGCUCAGCUGCCAUCUACGACUGAGCCGCUAUGUCCCUCCCCGGGGUAUUUACAUAUCAGGAGGCCCGCAAGCACCACGCUGGCCGGGAGCCUGGCCUGGGGGGACGCGGCGUUCUCCAUUUGCCUUACGCAGCCCCGGCCUGUCUCUGCGUUCCCAGGUUCCCAGCCUCCCCUGCAAGCCUUGAAGCCGCCAGCGGCGCUGUCUCGAGAACGGGGCAGGCGGCUCUGCCCGCGUCCAGCAGACCCGAAGCUGCCGCUUGUCGGCACCCGGCAGCCUGUGGCCCGGGUGGAGACGCUUGCAGCCCUCAGAGACACAGGCGCGUCUUCAUCCUCCCACCUAAUCCAUUUUUGAAACCAAAGGUACCUAGCCUCAGAGAGAGAGACGUCGUGAGCCUAAAUCAACCUUCAGCCCUGGCUGCCGCUGGAGUCCAUUUCGGGAGGGUGAAAGUGACCUAGAGGCCGGGGCCACCCCACGGCACAGGCGCCCACCUGCGCCCCCAGCUGCUCACCAAGGGCCCGCGCGGGCCCAGGGCUGCGUCCUUCAGAGACCACUACAGCAUCGUUUGCCACAUGUUUAAGCCGCAAAGGUAUUAGCAAUGCUUGCGUCACCUGAUCACCGUCAGCCAAAAGGCGGGCCGCAGACGCACGUGUGCGGUCUGCAGGCAGAAGCAGGGCCCAGAGCCGACCCGGUGAAGUCUGAGUUGAGCCGAGGAGCUGUCCUUUGGCCCACAUCGAAGCCGGGCGGGCACGCCCACGUGCGAAAGGGCACAGGGUGGACUGCAGGGCUGGGUGAGCUCAGCGCUCUUCGGCACCUCUGGGCUGGCUGGCUGGGCAUUCCCGCAGCUCGGGCCCAGCCUCCCUGAGGGAACCAUCAGGCCGGUGCUGCAAGCUGAAUUAAAGGGCUGGCCUUUCCAGAAAGCUCUCUGGAACUGAGCGGAGUAUCCAUUUCUCGAGCCCUCAUCCCAUUCUGCACCGAGCGCUCAUCCAACCCAAACAGGCCCUCGGGGAAGGAGGACUGUCAGGGAGUCAUCUCUCCCUCCCCGUCCCCAGAAAGUCUGCCACACAGACUGUUACUAGGGAAGGGCUUUGCUGUCAUCAGGAGACCCUGGGGAGAGGAGAGGAGAGUCCUUGUCGUCUUUGUCAUCGCCGCCAUCCUGCCAGGUUCUGUGCCAGCUCCCUGUGUGAGGAGUGUCGUCAGCCCCUUUGGAGGCCUGCCCGUGUGUGGUGCUGAGAGCCCCGCGUCACCCUGCGGUCCCGGUGCCCUGGCAGUUGGAGCAGAGCCAGACCUGCAGGCUGGCAGGUGCUCGGAGAGGGGUGAGAGGUGGGGAGGCGGCCCUCCCGGGAGGCGUCCAUGGAGCCCGGGCAGGCUGCAGCCCAGCCCGCCAGGAGAGCAGUAUUGCCCGGCACCCCCCGCCAGCUGGACUCAUGCAGCCACCCCAGACAGUGACAGCAAUGCCAGGAGAGGGCGAUCCUUUGGUGCUUCUAGCUGGCAGGCUGGGGGAGGAAGUACAGGCCAUUCCCCGUGACUCCCAAAGUUCCAUUGUGCCGCGAUCCCGCCUGCCACACUCAGCCCCAGGAGCGGCUCCCGCGCCCUCACCCAGCCUUGAACACCUUGUCUGAGUCGGGUCCUGGGCCCUGGACACCAGGGUGAGGGGCCUUGGUACUGAGUCUUGGGACACCCCAGGCUGGGGUGGUGCAUGACGAACAGCCCUGCUUCCCAGCCUCCCCGCUCUGCCCUUGGGGCAAGUUGCUUCACUUGUCUGUAUUCUGGUGCCUCAGUCUCCCCUCUACUGUCUCUCCUUUGAAUACCUCUCCCCACAGAGGGGCCUGGGCCUACCUGAAGGAGCAAAGGUGUAUGGGGUGUACCCCCUGCAGGGCCAGGGGCCCGUGGUCCACUUCCUUGCCCAGGCGAUGGUGACUGGACCCUGCCUCUGCCCGCUUGCUUUGAGGAGCUGGCUGGGCUCAGGCCAACGGGAGAACCGGGCGAGUUCCUCCCCUUCCGUGCCGUUGUCGCGACCCUUUGCCCAGACAGGUUGGAGGCAUCUGGUCCACCCCUUUCCUGGCAAGUCCCAGGGUCUGGAAAGGUGUCCAGGUGUUUAAGCACCAGCCAGUGCCAACAGUGCUCACCCUACCAGGGCCACCUGCAGCCAGGGCCCAGAUAGUGUUUCCAGAAUUCCCCUGAUUGCAGUUCACCUUAGAGAAGGGUAACAACAGAGCCGAGGACAUGGGUGCUCAGCAAAGGGUCUGCCACCCCACCCAGCACCCUCGCGAGGCAUGUGCGCACACACACAGCAGACCAAGGCCCUUCACGAGGCAGCAGCAUCAGAGAGAACAAUCCAGGCAGGACCUUGUCUUGGAGAGGGGAGCCCAGGCCCAGGCCCACUGGGGAUGCUAAGGGCUGAGUGGGGUGCAGCGUGCAACUUGGGGGGGAGGGACAAGAGGCUGAUCAAGUUGGGCCCCCAUUCAAGCAAUUCCCGCAGGCAGAAGGGAGAGUCUGAGCUGUUGGGGAGGGGGUCUCCCUGGAACAGCCCGGGCGGCGGCUGCUUAAUGCUCCUCUGGAGCCCCACGCAGGCCAGAGCCAAGUCCCGGGGCCUCACAAGCCGCUCGUAUGACGGGACAGGAGUGGGGAUUUAACACGUUUCUGCCUCAAUCUGUGCACUGCUGCCUCGCUGACACCGGGGAGCUGAGGCUCCCCAGAUGUUUGCCUAGAGCUGCUGCCAGGGAAUUAUUUGUCAGUGGGGAGCCACCAUUCCUAGGGUGCCAGCCCAGAGCACACACUGCUGUUGACACCAUGACCCCCGCUGAGGCUGCCUCUGCCACACACAAGCCGAGGUCGUGCAGGGUCACUCCAGCAGCAAGGCCCCUGAACGAAAUCACCUGGCUGAACGUCGCAUGGAAGCUGAGGAGUAGAACACAGGAGGCCCCCGGCUUUCAAAACAGCCAGAAGAUGGAGUCAGGCCAUUGAAACAAAGAGCCUGAAAUAUAGGGGAGUGGCUUUGUGCCCUGGGAGAUGCAAGCCAGGGGGCAGAACCCAGCCUCUGGGCAGCCCCUCCUGAGGCAGGCAGGGGCCUUGCAGCUGACUCCGGCCUGCCCAGCCCAAACCACUUCCCCCAAAGCCCCCACUAGGAAUGGGCCUUCCUGGGACAGGUGCAGAGAAGGAUGGAUGGAGAAGGACAGCCAGCCAGGGAAGGCUCCAGACCCCGUAACUAGUGUCUCAAGCACACCUGCAACAGCUCCUCUGGGAGCCUGGUAGUAUUUCUCGGAUGUUUCAUGACAAUAAGGUGCAGAUGAGAUGGUAGGAGGCAUGUGAGUGGUAGGACAGGAUCCAGUUUCAGGAAGGAAUCAGAGCUGAUCUAACCGAGAUGACUCAUCUCACACACAAGGAAACAAGCCCA
Condylura cristata (star-nosed mole) is the source of this 8539-nucleotide messenger RNA. RefSeq names its product neurofascin (gene NFASC). The record is from RefSeq and is a predicted model, not a curated record. The transcript has 29 exons. Gene Ontology annotation, biological process: brain development; cell-cell adhesion. Lineage: Eukaryota; Metazoa; Chordata; Mammalia; Eulipotyphla; Talpidae. The coding region runs from base 293 to 4003 and encodes 1236 amino acids. Gene Ontology annotation, molecular function: cell-cell adhesion mediator activity.